Styela clava is the source of this 2039-nucleotide messenger RNA. Its product is annotated as beta-1,3-galactosyltransferase 5-like. Gene Ontology annotation, cellular component: Golgi membrane. NCBI's taxonomy places the organism in Eukaryota, Metazoa, Chordata, Ascidiacea, Stolidobranchia, Styelidae. Gene Ontology annotation, biological process: protein O-linked glycosylation. Gene Ontology annotation, molecular function: hexosyltransferase activity. The record is from RefSeq and is a predicted model, not a curated record.
UAUACAUACAUUAUUAAAUAUUCUAUAUGACUGUACAAAGACCAGGGUGCGACUUGUGUAUGUCACUUAUGCUUAUAAACAAAUAACGAAAACGUAGUUUUCUAUGCCUGAUGAGCGAGGAAUAAAAAAAUCAAAAAUAGGCGAAGGAAAAAAUUUAUUGAAAAAUAUUGGGAACCAACUGGUUUAAGGCACCAAUUAAUGGCAAUUACUUCUCUGAUAUAUAAAUUGGUGAUAUUGAGUGCUUUAUCAAUAUCUCUAGUUAUAUACUUUAUCUUCGUGACGUACAAGAAUGGAAGGUUUGCCUCACAUAUUAUCAAAGUGGACCGAGAGAAAAUUUUUGAUAAAAAUACAUUAGUCAAAGAUACCUCAUUCCAGCAAUUUGGUUUAGAACAAAUAACCAUGCUGAAGAGGAUGGAUAAGAAAAGACCUUUGUUCAAUAUCAAAAUGACCCCAUGGAAAGUUUUGUCAGACAAUCACACCAUGCAUUCAGAAGAUUGUCGAUGGUCAAUGAUUGUUGCCGUCAAGUCAGGAUACGACAGAGAUAAACAACGAGAUCAUAUCAGAAAAACAUGGGGUUCCAACACAUUCCUUAAUGGGGUAUGCUUGCAUGUGAUUUUUACUGUUGCAAAUACAAAAACUAUUGAAGAACAUAGUCAACUAGAAAAGGAAGAAUCAAUACAUGGUGAUAUUUUACAAAUCGAUUUGGAGGAAACUUAUCCAAACAUUGGAUAUAAGGCUCUAGCUUCAAUGCAAUGGAUAGGAGAGAAUUUUCCGAACAAUUGGAUCUACUCAUCUGCAGAUGAUGAUAUGUUGCCAGAUCUUCCUCUCUACUACAAUGAUGUGGAGUAUUUAAUGAACGGAGAAAAAAAUUCAUCAAUAAAUUUUACGUCGAAUGAUUUUCUGGCGUUAAAUUCUGCCAACCAUUUCCCGAUAUUUUGUGGAUUUUGGCAAGCGCGAACCGGUAAACCAAAGAGAUACGAUUGCAAAUGGCAAAUUGAUGUAAAAACUUAUCCCUACGAAUAUUAUCCGCCUUUUUGUUUAGGGGGAUUUUAUUCAAUGUCAGUGAAACAUGCCAGCGCGAUUUACUCUGUUUCAAGAUGGUAUCCCUACUUUCAUUUGGACGAUGUUUGGAUAACAGGAUUUAUGAGACUACGCUUAUGUGAUUUAAUUUCAGAAGAGGAUUUUACUUUCAAUAAAACUGAUUUUAACUGUGGGAUAUCUAAAUUGUUAGGAGACAGAGUUAUACACGGAGCAUAGUGAUUCUGUUUUCAUAUAAAACGGAAUGCUUUAUUUGUCGCAUUUUUGAAUGGUGUUCACAAUAAGCUGAGCAUUUUCGAAUAUAUACUAAUCAUGACUUUUGUUAAAAAUAUCACAAACUUAGCAAACUGUGAUUGAAGUGAAUAUUAGCAAUUACCACAUUUGAAUAUUCCACCCUAAAUUAUCACUUUCUCUCAUUUCGUUAUUUGUUAGCAACGUUUUUUUUCUUCCCGUGCUGAGCCUUGGCGAACAUAUUAAUAUAAAUUACGUUCCCCAAUUUGUUACUUGGCGAUCACUGUAUACUGUUAAGAUAUUUUUUAGUUAAAAUUGGAAACACGUGAAAGCAUAGACUCCUAAUUUUAAUUGAGUUCAACUUUAAAUUGGUUUUGAACUUUGUUUUGAUGACCUUUCCAUGUGCAUUUGAAAUUAAUUUAUGAGAAAUGGGUUAUAAAAAAGGACUAUUUGAAUCUAUGCAUUUUAAAUCCUCUUUUGGGAAAUAAAGCAAACUAAUACUAAGUGAAUUCGGUAUUUAGAGAGUGCUAAGGUUAUCUUUGUUAGAAUAGCAACUAAUAUUUUUAUUUAUUACUUGGUAAGUAAACAAUCAUCUUAAAAUAACAAAUAAAUUGAAUUCUUAAAAAUCAAUGUGUGCAUGUCGCAAGAAAUAUGCAGCGAUUUUCACAUGAUUGAAUUUGACAUGAUUGAAGAUAAAUAUUUAAAAACACAAUAUGUUGAUUACCGUAACGAUGGCACAAUACUUCGGAAGGUGUCAUCAAUAUACAGGG